AUGAUCGCCAAGACAUUCGUUAUUGCUUUUAUCGCAGCGUCCUUUAUUGCAGGAUCUCAAGCCAGUCCAUGCAAGGCUAGCUCCAAAACAACCGACAUCUUGACCACGGUUGGUUUAACUACUGCUGAGAUCGCUGUCUUGACUACUGAGGUUUCUUCGGUUGAGGAUAUAACCCUCACUAUCAGUCAGACCGAGACCAGCACUGAACCGUCUGCUAUUUCAGAGGUUACCCCUAUUGCCGUCACGACAACAGCCCUGAGCUCCUCCAUCAUUGAGAGCAGUAUCGAAACAUCAACAGUCCCAGAGGAUAUCACCACUACAGCUGUCCCGACCACCACUGCUGAGGGUACCACUACUGCGGAAGCUACCACCACCACUGAAGUUGCUGUUGUGACUUCCUUCCUUACCAACGGUGGAUUCGACGACAAAAAGGAUACCACGCAACCAUGGCGGAAUUUGAACUCUGAAUUCGUUGAUUUCACCAUCGACAAUAACAUCAAGCACGAUGAAAGAAACUCUGCACGUUUAUCCUUCAAGAGCGCGGUAUCAGGCUAUAUCGCCCAGCGGCUGGGCGCACCAAUCACAGCUGGCAUCCCAUACUCUAUAUCUGCCUGGGUCCGUCCUGGAACCGGGUGUACACGCGCAACUUUGGCCUGCAAUAGCGAAUACGCAACCGUUGAAGUACAGGGAUUCGAUUUGGCUUCCACUAUAAACCAAUGGAAGCAGUUUUCAAUCACCUGUACCUGGACUCAGGACGAAAUAAACGAUGGUGGCCUGGAUCUCAUUUUUGCCUUUACCUGUGGCGAAGGCUCUGACGGCUGGGUUGAUACGAUUGCUUUCUCCGAAUCAUAG
Messenger RNA from Fusarium venenatum, 852 nucleotides. RefSeq lists its product as uncharacterized. The record is from RefSeq and is a predicted model, not a curated record. Lineage: Eukaryota; Fungi; Ascomycota; Sordariomycetes; Hypocreales; Nectriaceae. Gene Ontology annotation, molecular function: hydrolase activity, acting on glycosyl bonds.